AUGGACUUUUCAUCCGACGAGGAACUAUUUAUUAUAGCGAGUAUUGCAGAGGAGGAAGAGAAGGCGAAAAAAAAACGGCUAUGGGUUCAUAACAUCAACAAAAAAAGAGACGAGCAUGGAGAAUUCCAUACAUUAUUUCCAGACCUCCUUCAAGAUGAGUCAAAAUUUUUUAAAUAUUUUAGAAUGAGUUCGCAAAAAUUUUUUGAAUUGCUUGAGAUGCUGCCGCAACUACAAAAGCAAGACACAAAUUUCAGACGCUGUAUUCCACCGGACGAAAGAUUGGCAAUCACCCUGAAGUAA
This is a messenger RNA of Macrosiphum euphorbiae (potato aphid), 300 nucleotides long. Lineage: Eukaryota; Metazoa; Arthropoda; Insecta; Hemiptera; Aphididae. The record is from the annotation of a GenBank genome assembly.